UCUCUCUCACGUACCAUCUCCAAGUUCGGGCGAUUAAAGAACCAAUUGUUAUCGCUCACACACAUAUCACUAGUUUAUUGUCAACAAAUCAUAUGGUUUUGACAUCCAAGGCAUGGACUGGAGUCGUUUAGUUUUUAGUGCAAAGUGCUUCGAUUAAAUAGUGGGUUUUGUUGAAAUUGCUUUCCAGAGAAUAUUUUUAAAAAUGCAGCGAAUCAUAAAUGUUACGCGCAAAAUGCUAAUGAAUCAAGGUAUUAUCUCAUCUAUACUAUUAUUGCCAAUUUAUUCUAAAUUGGUUUCAACACAACGAGCUGCUUCAACUCUCACUCCACCUAAGCCUCCAGAUUCAGAAUUUAUUGGUUUCCAUUCAGUGACAGUAAGGACUUUGGUCAGAAUGCCAGAAAAACAUAUACCUCCGAAAAUUGAACGAUUCGAAGAUUUUGAAGUUCAUUUAAGAGGUUCAUUGAAUCCCAACAAGACUCUAGCAUUACUACUAGACUACGAUGGCACUUUGGCUCCCAUUGCUGAUCAUCCUGACAAAACCAUUAUGUCAAUUGCAAUAGAAACUAUUCUAAAUAAAUUGGCCAAGAACCCCAACAUUUUUCUCGCGAUCAUCUCCGGUAGAGCCCUGGAUGAUAUAAAAAAUAAGAUAGGAAUUAAUGGAAUUACUUAUGCCGGUAAUCAUGGCCUUGAAAUUGAGAGUGCGGACAAUAGUCGACACGAUUAUCGCCUUUCCGAAGAAAUCCUAGAAAACUAUAACCGCCUUGUAAAAGAUCUCCAGGAAAAUGCCGUUAAAAAUAAUGCUUGGGUUGAAGAUAAGAGAAUCUCAUUGUCAUUUCACUAUCGUGCUGUUCCCGUUAAUAUGAAAGCAGCUGUAAAGCAAGAAGCGACACGAAUUAUUGAAAAACACGGCUACACAGCUAAUGCAGCACAUGAGGCCAUCGAAGCCAAGCCACCGGUUGUUUGGAAUAAAGGUGAGGCCUCCGUAUUCUUACUCAAAGAACAAUUUGGCGAAGAUUGGUCAAAAAAAGUGAAUGUUGUUUUUGUCGGUGAUGACACCACUGAUGAAGACGCUAUGCAGAAAUUGCAAGGCGUUGGAAAAUCGUUCAGAAUAUCCUCAGAUCCCGAAAUGAAAACAUUUGCCGAUUUUCGUCUGACAAGUCAAGAUUUAGUUGGGGAUCUUCUAAGCUGGAUUUCUAACACAUACGAAAACGAAGAAUGAGUUGGAUCUUAAGAUUUUGUGUAUAAAAAAUACAAUUUUUCUUCAAAUUUAUAUUAGCGACGUCUAUAACGUUUUUUAUACAAAUAUAUAC
This is a messenger RNA of Glossina fuscipes, 1310 nucleotides long. Its product is annotated as probable trehalose-phosphate phosphatase 4. NCBI's taxonomy places the organism in Eukaryota, Metazoa, Arthropoda, Insecta, Diptera, Glossinidae. The record is from RefSeq and is a predicted model, not a curated record. Gene Ontology annotation, molecular function: trehalose-phosphatase activity. Gene Ontology annotation, biological process: trehalose biosynthetic process. Bases 203 to 1219 code for a protein of 338 amino acids. The transcript has 4 exons.